AUGGCCGCCGUGGACCCGCCGCCGCGCGGGGAGGCCGCGCCCGUGCUGAAGCGGAGCGCCAGCAUCGACGGGAUCCCGGAGGACGCGCGGCGCAUCCUGCACCGCCUCGCCGGCGACCUCUGGGGCGGCGACGUGGACCCCAGCGCGCUCACCGUGUCCCAGCUCAAGGGCGCCAUGACCAACGAGGUCUUCCGGAUCACCUGGCCCGGCGGCGAGGGCGACCCGCGCAAGGUGCUCGUGCGCAUCUACGGCCGGGGCGUCGAGGUCUUCUUCGACCGCGCCGACGAGGUCCGCACCUUCGAGUGCAUGUCGCGCCACGGCCAGGGUCCCCGCCUCCUUGGCCGCUUUGCCAACGGCCGCGUCGAGGAGUUCAUCUACGCCAGGACGCUCUCCGCGGCGGAUCUGCGCGACCCGGAGAUAUCCGCGCUGAUUGCCAAGAAGCUGCGGGAGUUUCACGAUCUCGACAUGCCUGGACCUAGGGACGUGUCAUUGUGGCAGAGGCUCAGGCGGUGGCUUGAGGAGGCUCGUGGCAGGUGUUCUGAGGAAGAGUCUAACCAAUUUCAGCUGAAUAAGCUACGCGAUGAGAUUGCAGUGCUGGAGAAGACGCUCUCGGGGGUCGAACAGUCAGUAGGAUUUUGCCAUAAUGAUCUGCAGUAUGGGAAUAUUAUGAUAUAUGAAGAGACCAGACAAGUCACCUUGAUUGACUAUGAAUAUGCGAGUUUUAACCCUAUUGCAUUUGACAUUGCUAAUCACUUUUGUGAGAUGGCUGCUGAUUACCAUACAGCGACACCACAUAUGUUGGAUUUUUCAAAAUAUCCUGACAUUGAGGAGCAGAGAAGAUUUGUUCAGACAUACCUUAGCUCCGCAGGUGAAAAGCCAUCAGAUGGGGAAGUUGAAAAACUACUAGGGUUGAUUGCAAAGUACACUCUUGCAAGCCAUCUCUUCUGGGGCCUGUGGGGAAUAAUCUUGGCACAUGUGAACAAAAAUAUCGACUUCGAGUACAAGGAGUAUGCAAGGCAACGCUUGGAUCAGUACUGGCAAACAAAGCCUGGAAUGCUUGGACCCAACUGA
Messenger RNA from Miscanthus lutarioriparius, 1071 nucleotides. The record is from the annotation of a GenBank genome assembly. NCBI's taxonomy places the organism in Eukaryota, Viridiplantae, Streptophyta, Magnoliopsida, Poales, Poaceae.